This is a messenger RNA of Larimichthys crocea (large yellow croaker), 4581 nucleotides long. RefSeq names its product MAGUK p55 scaffold protein 7a (gene mpp7a). Bases 539 to 2269 code for a protein of 576 amino acids. Gene Ontology annotation, molecular function: protein binding. NCBI's taxonomy places the organism in Eukaryota, Metazoa, Chordata, Actinopteri, Sciaenidae. The transcript is spliced from 18 exons. The record is from RefSeq and is a predicted model, not a curated record.
AUCUCAGAACAGCUCUGUGUCGUCACACAUCCACACCGCUAACGUCGAGUCUAAAUGAACAAACCGUUCCAGAAUCAGCGCCUCGACAGAGCGCUUUAUCUGCCUUCCGAGAGUGGCACGGCCGAGGCGUAACAUUUUGAAAGGUUGUGUUCAGUGGGUAUCCACCGAGAGCGGGGAUGAGAUAAGGAGGUUUGGAGGAGCAAAUCACGGUUUGUGAAGAAGGAGAAUAAAACAAGUGAAAAGUUUGUUAUCGAAGGAACCAUUGGAGUACAGUGCGAGCAACAAGAAACCAUUCAACCGACCUCCGAUGCAAAAUAAAGCAUCUGUGCCAGUGGCAGGUCUUAGCUGGACUCAGAGACCUUUUUUUUGGGUCCUUCUUGAAAGAGGAUGUCAUAAUUUGGAAGAGGACUCCAUGGCAUAAAGCCUGUCCUCAGAUUCAGCUGGUCCCUGGCGAGAGCUGCAGAGGAGAUCACUACUCUGACGCCCCACUGCCAUUUUCCACAGCCUGAGGGGAACCAGGAAGCAGCCGGCAGGAAUCAUGCCUGCCCUGGCCACCGGAGCCGGCCACGAGCCAGGUCUGUACGAGCUGCUGGCGGCUCUGCCCUCCCAGCUGCAGCCCCAUGUCAGCCGCCCAGAGGACAACACCUUCCUCCAGGACAUGUUUGGAGAGAGGAGCCUUCACUCGCUGAUCAAGAUCCAUGAGCGGCUGCAGCACUACGAAGAGAGCAAACCCAUCCCUGUCUUGGACAGCGCUGCUCCUCUGGCCCAUGAAUUGUCCAAGGAGCUGGAAGGGAAAUUGGCCAAUGCAGAAAUCAAAGAACUUCUUCAGAUACUAUCCAAACCCCACGUGAAGAGCCUUCUGUCAGUCCAUGACACUGUCGCUCAGAAGAGUUACGACCCUGAACUACCUCCACUGCCGGAAGACAUCGACGAUGAUGAGGAUUCAGUGAAAAUCAUAAGACUGGUCAAAAACAAGGAACCUCUUGGAGCAACGAUAAGACGUGACGAGCACACUGGAGCCAUCCUCGUUGCCCGGAUCAUGAGAGGAGGGGCAGCCGAUAGAAGCGGACUGAUUCAUGUAGGAGAUGAACUGAAAGAAGUCAAUGGAAUCCCUGUGGAUGACAAGAAACCAGAGGAAAUCAUUCGUAUUCUGGCCCAAUCACAAGGAGCCAUUACCUUUAAAGUUGUCCCCGCCGUCAAAGAGGAGGCGCCAGCCAAGGAGCAAAAGGUGUUUGUGAGGGCACUCUUUGACUACGACCCAAAGGAGGACAAAGCCAUCCCAUGUAAGGAGGCUGGACUGGCCUUCAAGAAGGGCUCCAUACUUCAGAUUAUGAGCCAAGAUGAUGCAACCUGGUGGCAAGCCAAACACGAAGGGGACGCCAAUCCUCGUGCCGGCUUAAUCCCGUCCAAACAGUUCCAGGAAAGGAGGUUUGCACUGCCCCGACCUGCUGCGACUCUCCCAUUCCAGAGGACCUCCAGCCGACGAUCAUCCGGGUUCAGAAGAAGUUUCCGUCUCAGCAGGAGGGACAAGAAGACCAACAAGUCCAUGUACGAGUGCAAGAAGAGCGAAAUGUACGACAUGGCUGACGUUCCCACGUAUGAGGAGGUCAUGCCGUACCGCAGGCAGAGUGGAGCUAAACACAGGCUGGUGGUCCUAGUAGGAGCCACAGGUGUCGGCUUGAACGAGCUGAAGAGGAAACUCUUGAUCUCGGACCCCCAGCACUUCAGUGUGACCAUUCCACACACCAGUCGGGCCAAGAAGAACCAGGAGAGCGACGGCGUGGAAUAUCACUUCAUCUCCAAACACCUCUUUGACACAGACAUCCACAACAACAAGUUCAUCGAGUAUGGCGAGUACAAGGGGAAUUACUACGGGACAAGUCUAGACUCGAUCCGCUCCGUCCUCUCCAAGAACAAAGUGUGCUUAUUGGAUGUCCAGCCUCAUACGAUAAAGCACCUGCGGACGGCAGAGUUUAAACCCUUUGUAGUGUUUGUGAAGCCUCCUCCGAUCGAGAGGUUGAGGGAGACCAGACAGAACGCCAAAAUCAUAUCAGGCAAGGACGACAAAGGAUCUGCGAAGCCGUUUACGGAGGAGGACUUUCAGGAGAUGGUGAGAACUACGCAGCUGAUGGAGACUCAAUAUGGCCAUCUGUUUGAGAAGGUCAUAGUCAACGAUGACCUCUCGGCCGCCUUCAGCGAGCUGCGGCUGGCGCUAAAGAAAGUGGAGACGGAGACUCACUGGGUUCCAGUCAGCUGGACUCACUCCUGAGAUCCACACGGACUGUAAAAGGAGAAAAGGGAAGGGCUUUGACAAAAAUAUGCAGGUUUUUUAUCUUUCUAUGUCUGCUGUGGCUGGUGUUGGGAGGGAAAAACGGGAAUAAAACAAGACAGCGCCAGUCGGCUGUGUCGCCAUACCUGAGCUCCACGAAGCUAAAAAUAAGCUUGGGGAUCAGGUUUGAUUUAGACUUCAGCUGUGGUCUGGAUGUGGAUCACCAGGUCUGACCAGAUCUGACAGGGUUGAGGUUAAGGGCGCCUGACCAGAAUAUGAGUCUUGGACAUUGUUCUCUGUCUCAGUCUGGGUCACACAACCAUGGCCAUGAGUUUGAGCUCUUUGGUCCAAACCAGAGUGUGUUACGAGACUGGACCAUCACAGCACCAGCCGUCCUGCCAGCACAUCAGCGACCGCGCCAACCAGAACUCCGUCUUUAGUGUGUUUAUAACAUUAGACCAUUAGAAACCAAAGGGAUUGACAUAUUUCUUCUCGGUGGACAACUUACAUGUAUAAGUCUGUAAAAGAACACAACCUCCGAGGGGGAACGAGGGGAAAAGAAAACAUAUUUGCCUUCUGUCUUACUAUAUUUCUGUGCUUCUAUAAUGCUUCCACGACUGUUACUCCAAACAAAACAUUGUCAGGUACACUCGCAAGAAAGGGCAGUAAGUGUAAUUUUAUUUAAGAGAAAUUAAUAUAUUUUCUAAUAGCCUCCAGUUGUUGUUGUUUUGUUUUUUUAUAUAUAUACAUAUCUCGACUUUUAGAGCAACCUGAUCUCAACUGUAGCCACCUCUCCGAACUUUUUACACAGGAGGCGUCUCGUCUUUCACUCAACUGUUUUGAUUUCAUCAGCCUAGUCUAGUUUUCCCCCUACAAAGCACAUAGAGAGCCAUUUUAUUUAGGUGUUAUAUAUUCCAUUUAGGAGCAUUUUGAAAAAGCUUCCCUUCAUUUGAAGGUGCCCAGCAUAACAGCUUUGCCAUUUAAAGUCCCAGAACUGGACACGUUUGGCCAUCUGCUAGAAGAAAAUGUUCACAAUUGUGUUUUAUUAGGGUGGAGUCUUUAUUUUUAUUCACAUAAAAAUGGCUUCAGCAAGGCUGCUAAUAGAGGGUCCACAGCACACUUCCAGGAUUUUAACUCAGAGAAAUGCUAAGUAGCCGCUCCUGACUUUAUGAGCAUUAGAGGUUUAUUGCUAAUUUGAGUCUCCCAUUCCCAGUCCCAGUCUAACUUGUUUUUUACUCAGUACUUUUCCUCUUUACACUUUUAUCACAGAGAUGCUUAACCUUAAGUUCUGGUACGCUGGUUUUAAAAAGCAGCUAGUUAUUAAUUCUGGCUGUGUUAACGUCAUUAACAGCCUUGGUAGAGCCGUGGUUCUUUGCUGCUAAUGUAGCAAAAGCCUGAUUAUUUUACACUUUAAAUAAAUAGUUUGCCCUCUUGUGUGUUUUCGUGCCGAGAGUGAGUCAUGUCUACUUGUUACGUCUGUACCUAGAGGCUUAUUUAGGUUAAACAGGGAGCAGUUAGCCGCUAUCCUAGCUCUGUCUAAAUUUAAAAAUAUGCUAAUAGCACCUCUAAAGCUGGUCACUUUUAUGAAUUUGACUUUAAAUUUGUUGUUUGUUUAUUUGUAAGUUUUAAAAGUAGCUGUUACAUUUUUUUUUUUUACUUUGGGAAGAAAGCCAGAAUAGUUCCCCCCUGCUAAGCUAAUUAGCUUUUGGCUCGAGCUUCAUAUUGAACAUACAGACAUAAAAAGUUGUAUCAUUUUUCUCUUGUCGAGACUACAAUAUUUUCCACAAUGUCAAAUUAUUCCCAUAACUAUGUUUUGUUUUUACAUUUUUUUAAACAAUUGGCUGACAUACUGUCCAAAUCCUCUUUGAUUCUUUCUCAUACACUAACUGUAUGUCCAGCUCAGGUUGCAUUGCCCAUUUUUUCCAUGUUCUAUUCUUUUACCUUUGCCACCGACUAUGAUAUUUAUAUAUUUGAUUUUGUCCACUUAAAAAAGGGUAAUAUGUUUAUAUGGUUAUGUUAUGAUAAAAUACAUUUUAAAGGGACUUAAACACCCCUCACCCAUUCACUUUGUCCUUAGGUUUUUGUUGAUUUUAGUAUCACUUUCAGUUUUAUUUUUAUAUAUUAUUUGACUUGUCCACAUCUUCAUAUCUCACCCCUUUGUCAUCUGUUUUAUUAAUCAGAAUCAGAUUUGUACAGUCUCCAGAAAAUAUUUUUUCUUGCUGUAAAUGAAAUGCUGUUUAUGAGGCAAAUUGUAUGAAUUUACAUUAUUCUUGAUAACUUCUACAUUUUAUAUUAAAGAAAAUCCAACUAAA